Molecule: messenger RNA, 3507 nt
Organism: Rodentolepis nana
Lineage: Eukaryota; Metazoa; Platyhelminthes; Cestoda; Cyclophyllidea; Hymenolepididae
Source: the annotation of a GenBank genome assembly
AUGACUUAUAACGAAAUCAAUAUUGCCAAAAAUUCUAAAGAAAACCUUUGUGCAGAAAAGCUGCGGAAUAAACAUAAAUUAGUCACAGCGUUUCAUUCUUCCAAAGGACUUAUGCAAUUGCAUAUCGAUUCUUUUAACCACUUCAUUGAAACGGAAAUUAAAAAAAUCGUCGAAGCAAAUAAGCGCGUUAGUUUUCCUUCUGCAAAUUGGUGGCUCGAAUAUAAUGACGUUUACAUUAAACCACCUACGGUAUAUGAUGGAAGCGUCGUCGGAAGCCGCGUCACUCCUCAUGAUUGUCGACUACGUGAUCUUACCUAUGCUGGUGAAAUCCUAGUGGAUAUCACUUUCACUCGUCAGAAUGAAAUUGUCACGAGGAAGGGAGUUUUUAUUGGAAAAAUGCCGCUAAUGUUAAAAUGUUCCGCUUGUGCUUUACACGGUAAGAGCAAGUCCGAUUUAACGAAAAUGAAAGAAGAUUAUUACGAUCCCGGUGGCUACUUCAUCAUCAAUGGAAUUGAGAAAGUUAUUCUAAUGCAAGAGCAGAUGUCAAAGAAUCGAAUCAUUGUGGAAGGAGAUACCAAAAAAGGAAUGGUCUGCUCAGUGACUUCCUCCUCAGCUCAGACGAAGUCGAAAACAAAUAUCCUUUUAAAAGACGGUCGAUUUUAUCUCCAACAUAACUCCUUCACCGUGGAUGUUCCAAUCGUCAUUGUGCUUAAAGCCAUGGGCUUAACUUCCGAUCAUGAAAUUCUUCUCUCAGUGGAUUGUGAAGAAGCCAUUUGGACUAAAGUCGUACCUUCCUUAAAGCAAUGUAAGGAAGCUAAGGUAUUCACCACAUUGGAAGCUUGCAGGUGGCUUCAAUCCAAGCUGAAAACGCCGAGAUUCCGCAGUGCUAAAAUUACAAAUUUGGGAGGCAAGGCGACAUCAGAUAUCACCGACCGUGAUAUCCAGGCCGAUAUUCAACGGAUGCUGCGGGAUAUCAUCGUGACACACGUUCCCAUGGAGAAAAUGAAUUUCCAAAAUCGAUUCCUUUUUAUCGGUCAAAUGAUUCGUUAUCUGAUCCUCCUUGAAGACGGCCAGAUUCCACCAGAUGAUCGUGACUUCUAUGGUAACAAAAGAAUUGAUCUAGCUGGAUCCCUUGUUGGUUUGCUAUUUGAGGAUGCAUUCAAAACCUUCAAUGAAGACCUGUGGAUGACUGUCUCCAAGUUGGAUGUUAAGCGACGAGUGGGUCCGUUUGACAUCUCUAGACAUAUUAAAACAUGGCUGAUUACUGACCAGCUUAAUCGAGCAAUAUCCUCGGGUAAUUGGAUUAUCAAGCGUUUCCGUAUGCAAAGGCAAGGAAUUACUCAGCUUGUCAGUCGGCUAUCCUAUGUUUCUGCUAUUGGUCAUAUGACACGUGUGACAAGUUUAUUUGAGAAGACAAGAAAGAUCGCUGGUCCACGAGCCAUCCACUCGAGUCAAUGGGGAUUGAUAUGUCCUUCGGACACCCCCGAAGGUGAAUCCUGUGGCUUGGUCAAAAAUGUUUCACUCAUGUGUCACAUCACUGUGGAAGUCGAGGAUACAAAUCUCAUUCACAUUCUGAUGACGUACAAUGUCUUUCCACUCAAAGACUUUCAGCACCAGCCCGAUGAGCACAUUGUUUUCGUCAAUGGAAAACCAGUUGGGUUCACAAAGACGCCGAAAGAACUUUGCACAGCAAUUCGUGGCCUUCGACGUACUCGUCAUAUCAAUGAGUUUGUAUCCGUUCACUGUAAACCCAUUCUUCGUUGUGUGCACGUUGUUAGUGAUGGUGGACGUCUAUGCCGACCAUACAUCAUUGUUCACGAUGGAAGGCCUCUUGUCACGCAGGAGUUGAUUAACGACCUGCAGGCUAAGAUGCUUAAUUGGGAUGACUUUUUGAAGCGUGGGUUGAUCGAAUAUCUCGACUCAAAUGAACUCAAUGAUUGUCUUGUCGCUCUGGAUGAGGAUUCCAUUGUCGAAGGAACAACCCACAUGGAAAUCGAUCCAUCAACUAUUCUUGGUGCAUUGGCAGGUCUCAUCCCCUACCCCAAUCACAAUCAAUCACCCCGAAAUACCUAUCAAUGCGCUAUGGGCAAGCAGGCAAUGGGUGUCACAGGCCUCAAUCAGCAGAUUCGAUUUGAUACUCUCCAGUUGCAAAUGGUUUAUCCUCAAAGACCCUUGGUUGAAACGAAGACCAGUCAAAUGUUACACUUCCAUGAACUACCUGCGGGGGAAAAUGCCGUUAUUGCUAUUAUGUCAUUCACUGGCUAUGACGUAGAAGAUGCACUGAUUCUAAAUAAAGCAUCGAUUGAUCGAGGAUUUAUGAGGGCGUCUGUGUAUAGAAGGGUCGGUGUACAUCUCAAAUCCCAUGAUGGUGUUGCUCAUGAUAGACUUAUGGGUCCAAUUAUCGACACAGGCAAGUUGAAUAUGCUGUUCACCAACAAGCCACGCAGAAACGACCAGCUUUUAGAAGCAGACGGGACAGCCGCUGUAGGUUCGAAGGCGGAAAGUCAUUUUGUUCUAAUCAAUAAGCAGAUGCCUGUCGUAAAGUCAAGUUCUAUUAAUGAAAACGGAGGCUCUGUCAGUGUCACCGCAGCUACACCUCCUUCUGCUGUGGAAUACAAACGCACUCCCCAAGACCACAAAUCAAUAGAACCGUUCAUCGUUGACAAAGUUCUCUUUGCAAGUUCCGAUGGUGGUCAAACUACUGUCAAAGUUCUCUUACGACAAACACGAAUUCCUGAAAUUGGCGACAAAUUCUCCUCUAGACAUGGCCAGAAGGGUGUUGCCGGUCUCAUUGUGCCUCAAAGUGAUUUGCCUUUUAAUAAAAAUGGCAUUUCUCCGGAUAUUAUCAUGAAUCCCCACGGAUUUCCCAGUCGUAUGACGGUUGCUAAACUACUGGAGUUACUCUCAGGAAAAGCUGCCUCUUUGGAUGGAAACAUCCGUGAUGGCAGUGCUUUUUCUCCGCAUCCAGUUGAAGCGCUAAAGGAAGUCCUUCCCAAAUACGGCUAUAAUUGUUCAGGCAAGGAGAUACUUAUCUCUGGUGCAACUGGUGAGCCAAUGGAGGCCUAUAUCUACACUGGUGUGGUCUACUAUCAGCGUCUCAAACACAUGGUGCUAGAUAAAGUCCACGCCCGUUCCAGGGGACCGGUAACAGCGUUGACCCGCCAGCCCACAGAGGGCCGCAGUCGUGAAGGUGGUUUGCGUGUUGGUGAAAUGGAGAGGGACUGUUUAAUCGCGUAUGGUGCCUCACAGCUACUACUUGAACGACUCAUGCUGUCGAGUGAUGCUUACGAAGCAGUAGUUUGUGAGGCAUGUGGUUUGUUCGCCUCCUCGCCGACUUGGUGUCAGUAUUGUAAAAGCAGUGCAAAACAGAGAAUAUCGAAGGUUCGACUGCCUUAUGCUUGUAAAUUACUCUUCCAAGAGCUAAUGUGUAUGCGUAUCUUCCCCAGAAUGACACUUUCAGCUCCCAAUGAAUCUGUUCUGGCUGCACGCCAUUCUGCAAAUAAGUAA